CACCCCCGGCCGCAUCCACUCCCCCGGCCCCGCUGCCGUCCCCGGCUCCGUCCCGCUGCUGUCCCCCGCUCCGUCCCGCAGCGCCCGGGCUGCUCCGCGCCGCGCAGAGGCACCAGGAUGGCUGUUCUCUCCAAGGAAUAUGGCUAUGUCAUGCUGACCGGGGCCGCCAGCUUUGUCCUGGUCAUGCACCUCGCCAUAAAGGUGGGCAAGGCCCGCAAGAAGUACCAUGUGGAGUACCCAACCAUGUACAGCACAGACCCUGAACAUGGGCAGAUAUUCAACUGCAUCCAGCGUGCACACCAGAACACGUUGGAAGUCUAUCCUGCCUUCCUGUUCUUUCUUGGCACUGGAGGAAUCCACCACCCAAGAGUUGCCACAGGGCUUGGCAUCGCCUGGAUCAUUGGGAGACUCCUCUAUGCCUAUGGCUACUACACAGGAGAUCCCAAAAACCGAAGGAGAGGGGCCCUUGGCUCUGUGGCUCUCCUUGGGCUGGUGGGCACAGGCAUCUACUCAGCCUGCCAGCACCUGGGCUGGAUCUGCGAGCACAGGUGCAGAAACUAAAGAGAGUUUUCUUCUGUUUUCCUUUAGAACACUUAGCUUCCUGUGAUUUUUCUUAAUAAAGGAAGUUGUCCAUUCUUUAUUUUCA
This is a messenger RNA of Catharus ustulatus (Swainson's thrush), 646 nucleotides long. It is a transcript of the gene MGST3, whose product is annotated as microsomal glutathione S-transferase 3. Gene Ontology annotation, cellular component: nuclear envelope; membrane; endoplasmic reticulum. The transcript has 6 exons. Gene Ontology annotation, molecular function: glutathione peroxidase activity; glutathione transferase activity. NCBI's taxonomy places the organism in Eukaryota, Metazoa, Chordata, Aves, Passeriformes, Turdidae. Bases 118 to 561 code for a protein of 147 amino acids. The record is from RefSeq and is a predicted model, not a curated record.